Messenger RNA from Wyeomyia smithii (pitcher-plant mosquito), 8332 nucleotides. It is a transcript of the gene Tmtc3, whose product is annotated as protein O-mannosyl-transferase Tmtc3. The coding region runs from base 1996 to 5181 and encodes 1061 amino acids. NCBI's taxonomy places the organism in Eukaryota, Metazoa, Arthropoda, Insecta, Diptera, Culicidae. Gene Ontology annotation, molecular function: mannosyltransferase activity; protein binding. The record is from RefSeq and is a predicted model, not a curated record. Gene Ontology annotation, cellular component: endoplasmic reticulum. The transcript has 12 exons. Gene Ontology annotation, biological process: protein O-linked glycosylation via mannose.
AGGUUAGUCUCUCGGUAAACUUGACUUCGAACGGAUGCGAUAACGGUACUUCGGUAAUCCUGUGCGCUAGCAUUCAAGUCCUUUUCGAGCGACAAUAGUGUACUCCAGGUAAUAGACUUGCAGGCGUUAAAGUGUUGUGGUCGUACUGUAAACGGUGACGUUCCCGUCACGCCUGCCAGUGACGGUGACGGACCUUAGUUUUGCCUGAACUGCUGCAGUGUGAUUUUUCCUAUUGGAAUCGCUGGUUGGCGUCGCCACUGUGGUGUGUGCGUCGUCGUCGUCGCGUCGGCAAAACGAGAGUGUAUUUCGAUUCUCAUUGCCGUACGGUGUGCUUCGUCUGGAGCAAGAGUAAUAAGAACCAAGAGAGAAGGGCACAAACGAUGAUAAACAGGCCGCAGCACAGUAAACCAAAAACUUCAUCUGAUCUGAUCUGGUGGUGCUGCUGUUCGCUGGUGUUGAAUGACAGUAGCCAGAAUGUUUUUAAAAGUUAAAAGAAAGCCAGGUGUUCGCGGAGCAUUAUCUAAGGUUAAAACUAGUUAUCAGUGAAAGAAGUCUUCUAAAUACAGUGCAAGAACCGGUACCGACUCGGCAGUGACUGUAUAGGUGUUGAUAGUGCUGCUGUAUGGUAGAAAAUUGGUUUUUGCGUUUGCGUUGCAGAGGCAGGUGUCUAAUUAGAAUCAAGAUCUGCUUAAUUAGACUAAAACCACCGAAUGCCACUUGCUGACAGGUUGGAAUCGUCAGAACUGCGGAAGCUCUUGCCGUAAAAUACAAUUACACGUAGUGACAAGUGUUUGUUUACAAACUCGCAACGGUUCCAGCAGGUCAGUUUCGCGAAGCAUUCCCAGUGGUUUUCGCAUGUUCGUCCACCGGAAAACUGUGCCAGCUGUGUUAUCUAAGCAAAAACUACGUAAUUCAAAUAGUUCGAAGCGAAAAUUCGGCGUUUUUAUAAUUGGAAACUGACAUUUUUGACCUAGAGGUGUGUUGUUUUGUUUUUGCUUUUACCGUGCGAGUGUAAUUCGGCUGAGCGAACGCCUUCUCGCGUACUGCGGGACCGUACACGGUGGUACGGUUGUGUGAGUGCACAACCCGUUGAACUCGCCGUGAGAGAUUCUGUUGUGCGGGUCGUGCAAAAGCAAAAGGUGAUAGAUUUUAAAUUAUGUUGUAAAAUCAGCCCCGUUCUACGAAACACUCGGCGCUCAAGUUGCCUGCUAUUAUCAAUGGAAGACGCAGUGCUUCUUCCCGUAACGCACCAUCCCGUACUGUCACACUUUAUUGAUCCGAUUGGAUGUGUGCCGUUCGGAAAGUGCUAACUCUAGCGGAAAAUCCUAUAGGAAAAGUCAGUACCGAAUGUGUGUUAGUGUUACAGCAUUCUGGCCAAGCAGCAGCAGUAGAUAGGGAGACAAAAGCAAGAAAGCAAGCAGAUUGGUUGCCAACGUGAAUCUCGGUGUGUUCUGGUGCGCUGCAGAAGCGGAAGCGGAGCGCAAUGAUGCUGGGUGGCUGUGAUAUGCUAAAAGUGUUGCAACAAGAGUGAUUUCAGUGCAAAAGUGUUUGCGAUUGUGUUUGUAGCUUUUUGUAUAUCCCCUGUUUCCGUUUGGAUCGUUUUUUUUUUCUUGCUUUGGUGCUGCAGUUCGGAUCGGUCUGUCGGUCGGUCGAUUGACAGUCGCGGCGCGUGUGUUUCCUCUACAAUCAACCGUUUUCUCCUCCGCAAAAUUUCCAACGUCAAAUUAUGAGCGAAAUUCAAUUUCCGUCACCCGAGAAGAGCGAUAGUCAUCAUUUGAUUUCCAGGCCUCCCUGCUGCUGCCACCAAUAUAAUUGAUAAUUGAUUUAUUGGAAAAGAGGAAAAGAAGAAGUUAUUGUUUGUGGUGAAAAAGUGUGAAUAAGGGCAAAAAAGAGAUUACCGAACAAAGAAUCGGGUGAGUGUAUAGGGCGGCGCCAGUGCUAUUUUAGCCAGAAAGUUUGUAGGAGUAGGAAGAAAAAAAAAGUAUUCGAAAGAAAAUGUCGUCUCACCAUCUGUACGGGGCCCUGAUCGCCUUGACGUGCGUGCUCUGCUACCAUAACAGUCUGAACUGUGGUUUCGUGUUCGACGACAUUAGUGCAAUUAAGGAAAAUCGGGACCUGCGGCCGCAUUCGUCCAUAAAAAAUGUUUUCCUCAAUGACUUCUGGGGAACGCCAAUGCAUAAGGAACAAAGCCAUAAAUCAUACCGGCCCCUGUGUGUACUAACGUUCCGGUGGAAUUAUCUGCUGCACGGACUCGAUCCGGCCGGUUACCAUCUGGUGAACGUUCUGCUCCACACCGUCGUCUCGCUGAUGUACUUCCGAAUGUGCGCAAUGCUCCUGUCGGAGGUAGCCAGCUUUGCAGCGGCGAUGCUGUUCGCAGUGCAUCCCAUCCACACCGAAGCGGUGACCGGUGUGGUGGGUCGUGCCGAAACGCUUUCCUCGGUGUUCUUCCUGGCGGCGUUCAUCUUUUACACCAAAGCGACCAGGCGGAAAAAAGCAACCGGUUGGCGUUAUCUUUCCGUGGCGAUGCUCUUCGUCACCACGGCGAUGCUCUGCAAAGAGCAGGGCAUCACCAUCACAGGCGUCUGUGCAAUCUACGAGAUUUUUGUUGCCCAAAAGAUCAGCCUCGGCGACAUCUAUCACCUGGCCCGAUCCGUGAUGAGCGGAAAAUCGCUGGCCCUGCCUAGCGGGUGGUGGCCACACGAGGCCACCCGGAGACUGGCUGUCCUGUGCGUAGCGACGGUGGCACUCCUUUUUGUUCGAUUGCAAAUUAUGGGCUCCCAGCUGCCGGUAUUCACCAGAUUCGACAAUCCGGCCUCAGUUUCACCACCGCCCACCCGGCAGCUGUCCUAUAACUAUCUGGCCUCCGUUAAUCUGUGGCUGUUGCUGUUUCCGUGCGAUUUGUGCUGCGAUUGGACCAUGGGCACGGUUCCGCUGGUGGAGGGCUUUGCCGAUCCACGCAAUCUGACAACGCUGGCUGCCUACGGGUUGAUCGCGGUGCUGGUUUGGGUGGCCUUCAUCCAACCGGACCGGCAGAAAUCGGCGGUGAUCGUGAUGGGACUCGCCUUCAUGAUUCUUCCGUUUCUACCAGCAUCGAAUCUUUUCUUUCCGGUGGGUUUCGUGAUUGCAGAGCGAGUGCUGUACAUGCCCUCGAUGGGUUUCUGCAUCCUGGUGGCGUACGGCUUCCAGCUCCUGGCGGAGCGAUGGUCCCGCAAACUGUCCUGGUGCUGUUUGUGCUUUCUACUGCUGAGUCAUUCGAUCAAAACCUAUAACCGGAACGCCGACUGGGAGUCAGAAUAUACAAUCUUCAUGUCCGGCCUUAAGGUGAACCAACGAAACGCGAAGCUGUUCAACAACGUCGGUCACGCGCUUGAAAGUGAAGGAAAGUUCGAGGAAGCGCUGCAGUUCUUCCACAAGGCGGUCAGCGUACAGGAGGACGAUGUCGGAGCGCACAUCAAUGUGGGCAGGACGUACAAUCAUUUGAAGAUGUUCAAGGAGGCAGAGCAGGCUUAUCUGAAGGCGAAAUCGCUACUGCCGAAGGCGAAACCAGGCGAGUCGUACCAGGCGCGAAUUGCGCCGAAUCAUCUGAACGUAUUUUUAAACCUCGCAAAUCUGAUCUCGAAAAACGCUACCCGACUGGAGGAGGCCGAUCUGCUCUAUAGGCAGGCGAUCAGCAUGAGGUCGGACUACACGCAGGCCUACAUCAACCGGGGCGACAUUCUGAUCAAGCUGAAUCGCACCAAGGAGGCGCAAGAGGUCUACGAGAGAGCGCUGCUCUACGACAGCACCAAUCCUGAUAUCUACUACAAUCUGGGCGUUGUCUUUCUCGAGCAAGGCAAAGCAUCCCAGGCGUUGGCCUAUCUGGACAAAGCACUCGAGUUCGAUCCGGAGCACGAACAGGCACUACUUAAUUCGGCCAUUUUGCUGCAGGAGCUGGGUCGCCCUGAACUUCGCAAAAUUGCUCGGGAACGACUACUGAAACUGCUGGCGAAAGAUGAAACGAACGAACGAGUUCACUUCAAUCUUGGCAUGCUGGCGAUGGACGACCGCAACACGGACGAAGCGGAGAACUGGUUCCGCCGGGCGGUUCACCUGAAGCAGGACUUCCGCAGUGCGCUGUUCAACUUGGCUCUGCUGCUGGCGGACGAUCAUCGACCGCUGGAGGCGGCACCAUUCCUGAACCAGCUGGUCAAGUACCAUCCGGACCACAUCAAGGGUCUCAUCCUGCUGGGGGAUAUCUACAUCAACAACAUCAAGGAUCUGGAUGCUGCGGAGAAUUGCUAUAAACGCAUCCUCCAGCUGGACCCAAUUAACAUCCAAGGUCUGCACAAUCUGUGCGUGGUGUACGUGGAGCGGGGCAAACUGGCCCAGGCACAGUCCUGUUUAUCCCACGCGCACCAGCUGGCACCCGCCGAGGACUACAUUCUGCGCCACUUGCAGAUUGUCCAGACUCGGAUUGCCCGCCUGCGUGGGACGCCCGGGCCGAGUCGAGAGAAAGAAAUUGCCUUUACGGAUUUCGAUCCACGUGAGUUCGGGGGGAACCCCUCGGCGAUGGCGGGAGCCGACCUCCAGCAGUCGUCGCUCGCCAGUAGCAGUGUAAAUAGUCCACUCGAUGCAGACGCUGUUGCCGACAGCAGUAGCACUAGCAGUAGUAGUAGUAGACGUAAGAGUAGUGAUAACGAUAAACAUAAUAAUUUGGAAACAUCAUUACCUCAACCGAACGAUGCGACUGAAGCAGGCAACAGCAACAACAAAAACAACAACAGCAGCAGAAGUAGGAGUAGCACUAGUAGUAGCAGUGAAAACAUUGACAGCGGCGAGAGCAGCGAUCCUAUUUUUAUCGAUUCCGAGGAAUCGGUCUCCUCAUCCGCUCCGGCAUCUUCGAGCGAAAGCCACUCCCAGCUACAACCAGAUGCGCCCAAGUUUGGCGACGAUUCGACUGGUGAUAGCCGCAGCAGCAGCAGCAGGACUAAUAGACCCAGCAGCAGCGCUAGCACUGAGAAUAUCAAUUCUCAUUACCAGCAUCACCAUCAGCAACACCACCACUAUCAACAACAGCAGCAGCAGCAACGAAGAAGAAGCGCUGCCUUCCAGCAGCAAGCGGAUGGCACUGCCGGUAGCGCCAGCCCUCCGGCGUCGCUUGUCGGGAAGGACCUCGAUAAUCCGUCGUCCGGGAUGUCAUAGCAUCAAAUUCUUAAUUACAAGUUAGACUGUUUUAAAAUUAAUUAGGACUGAACCCGAGAACUGAACCUGCACUGAUAAUGAUUACGGUCGUUACGAUGGUGAUGACGAAAAUAAUGAUGAUGAUAGCUGUUGAUAGCAUAGCGUGAGGAGCAUGAGUGCGAUGUGGUGUGGUGUGCUUGUGUGCGCGUGCAUUGCUGCCUGGCUGCUUGUCCCGAAGGUUAAAAAUUUGUCCCAACCGGCGGCCGGAGACAGUGAGAAAAUUAUUACACUUACUUAAAACCAAGCGGCAUAUCUCCGACGGCGAUGAUGACGACGACGACCGAGGAAAACCCGUGUUGCAUGAAUUGUAAGUGAGUGGUAAAAGGUACUAAAAGUGAAAUUAUGUGUUAUUGCGGGAAUGAUUUUUUACUGGUGUGGGAGGAACGAAACAGCGGAAGGUUGGGUCCGAGAUUUCAGUUGAUCGAAAUAGUUCUAGUUACGCCUACGAUGGGUGGUAAAAUUAUUCCCGACUCCACUUCUUCAGUGUUUUAAAUUGAAAAGCAUUUAUUUUUUCACAUCUGGCCCACGAGUUGAUGUAUACUAUUUAAAUUUGGUUGCGAUCAAAACACACUCGUAUUAGUUUAAAUUUAAAUCGUCACACAAUCAGAGCCAGUUUCACUUUUUAAGUAAACCUUUUCUUUACUCCUAUUUAAUUUUUUUAGCGAACUUUGAGUAAAUGCACUUCGUAAAUCUUUGGUACCACGUCGAUCAAUAACUUUGGCGUUUAUAUUGCACCAAAUCAGUUGAAAUCUCGUAAACUCAACCCGCACACCCGAAACACCCGAAGUUAGGCCUCACCCCUCAUUAAGUAGAAUAUUUAUUUGUUUGUCUCCAAACAAUCGCCUAACGUAUGUAUUGUGGAUAACCACAGCUAUCACCCUGAAUCUCCUCUGAAAGAGUACUCUUAUUUUGCUCGCAACACAAGACUGAUUUGCUUCCAUGGCAAUCACCUGUAACUUAACUCACAACGUACUUCUCGGCAGCGAAAUUCACUUCUUUUAGCCAUGCCGAGGUUGAAAAGGAAAUCCUGCAAAUAAAUAUAUAGAUAAAAAGAAAAUAUUUUUACUUACGUUACUUUCGACAUUAUAAACGUUCAUUGUUAAGCCCCGAGUCGAAAGGAAGCAAAAAAUGUUAGGUUAAUUAACAAUCUGCUAGCAGUAGAAGGAAUCACAAGACAGAAAAUGCGACAUUUAUUGAUCCUAAGCAGAAAAAGACUCUCGCAUAGAAAAACAUCACCGGAGCAUCCAAAUCAACUGUUUUCGGUUAUCUGUUGUUAAUCAUCCAAGAGAGGGAAAAUCAAGGGCCUGGAGGACUGGUGGAAUGAAAUCAAUUUACUCUGCUGCCUCCCGAAUGAUGUAUAGAAUAAAAUGUACAUUUUGAAAAAGUUAAAACCAAAAAUCCUGGCAGCAGAGGAGAUAGUAUAAAGCGGAAAAAUCGAGAGAAGCAUAAAAAAGAGGAAUAUAUAUUUUUUCACAGGCGUGUGCGCGCUGAUAGGUACUUAAGAAAUUAGCAAAUAUUGUAAAACAAGAGGUUAGCAUUAAUAUAGUACGUACCGGGUAAGGGAAUGCGGUUAUUGUGAGAAAAAGAAUAGUCGAACAGUGAAAACCACUCACACACACAGACUCAUUGAUAUUUGCUAUAGAUGAUAUUGUUAGGAUUUUUUAUGAGAAAAAAAAUACACACACAGACAAAAUAUGUGAUCGUCAUUGUUCUCGGUGAUGGCAGAAAAAAAAUCUACUUAAGCAAAGCUAUAGAAUGAAAGUUUAUUGCGAUGAAAGCCCUUCAGUUCCCUUCAUGGGUUUGUAAAUCUAUUCCAGGACUGUUAGCUUUUUGUGUUAGUAGCCAAGUAUUGAAAUCAAGUGCUGAUGUAAAUGAAAACAAGACACACUACCUAUAUGUAGAACAACAGAGAGAACAAAGCAGACAGGAAAAAAAUCUCGAAACCAUUUGUUAUCGAUUGCAAUGACUUGCAAGUUGAAAAAGUAUAUGUCAGUCAAAACAGAGAAACAGAAUCUCAGAUGUUUUUCUAUUAACUUAAGAAUCUAAUUAUUACCGGAAUAAGUUUACUAGAAACUGUGUAAGCGUAUUACAUAUAUAUUACUUUGUAUUACUGCUUUUGUAACGCUGUUUGGUGAUGGGUUAAUCUAAGGUUAAGGCAAAUCUUUACGCGAGGUUGCAUUUGAAACAAAAAACUAAGCGCCUCCAUAAUACACAAAUCUAACGUGAACGCACGGUCAGCAGUCAAGCCUAAAUGCAUACCACUGACAGGAAAUAGUCUACAAUCGGGCGUUUCUAGUGUAAUGCUUCCAUAAUCGAAAGAUGAGCUCGACCGAACAAUUCACUAGCACUUAAACUGUUAUUUGCCGCUUGGAUGCUGUAAAACAAUGAUCGCACUUAAUCGAAACCACAACGGAUUAUCAUAAUACGAAUUAUGGUUUUCCAAAUUCAACUGCUCGAUGAUGCGAUUACAGCUACCCCCACCCCAUCUUUCCUCCCUGCCCCGGAUCGUUUGCCAACCGAAAUAAUUUAGGCUGCUCUCAACCGAAUCGACAAUUGACGCAAAUGAGCCCGGUUUCGUUUGGCAAACGACGACCCCUAGAAAUCGUUUAUUUUAGAGUCAAUAUAAUGUUGAUGUCCCCCAGUGUGCUCUGUGGGUGUCGUUCGGAAACGGCAGGCAGAACCAUUUCCGUGGCAACACAUUGACACCAGCAGCAAAUCACAUCCCGAGCGUUCGGGAACGCCAAUCCGAAUUCGGACGACAAGUGAAGCCUCGUGUAAAUAUUUGCAACUCAUUUAGUUUUAUGAGCCAGAGCUGUCCGUUUAGUACGUUAAUAUAUACACACACACACAAACACUUGUCCUGUACCCGCGCGACCGCCAGUGGUCGGCCAUUUUCGGCCUGGAAGGCCCCGUUUGCGAUGGACGCAUAAAAUGAGUAAAAAUAAAAAGCGAACAACAACAGCAACAAAAAAAAACAGAGAGAAGAAAGAAACGGAACCUCUCCCCCGGGAGGCUAAUCCUAUAUUUAGCGAAAAUGAGAUUUGUACUUAAGUUGAUGAAAUGAAGCAAAGUACUAUAUUUAAGGAAAAUACAUGGAAGGGAAAAUCAACCA